AUGAGAACAAGACUUGAUCAAAUUCCCAUCCAAUCGCAGCAUAACCAGCAAAUCCAACAGCAGCUUCGAGAGCGUCAGCAAUCCAUGUCACCAUCACUUCUUAUUCCUGAAAACCCCCAUACUGGCAGCCCUGCUACAAAUAGUACAACAUCUCCAACAUCACCUCCCUUUACUUCAGUUCGCUCUUCUCAAUCCCUAUUGACCCCACCCGCCUCAUUCAAUACUCUGUUGAGAGCUCCUCAACCAACACUAUGGUCAUCAGCUGUAUCUGCCCAUUCUGGUACUUCAAUUAGCUCUGGUUCAGCAUCCAUUGACUCAUCCACGUCUAUGCCUGCUAUGAUUUUCAACGGUAUCUCCUCAUUUAGAAGCUCGAUCAUCAGUAGCACUCGUGGCUUUUAUUCUAGAACCGCUUCACUCGAUUCCAAGGAAUAUCACUCACAAGUACAAACCGACCUGCCCCCAGAAAUCAUGUCAAUGCAAAUCAAUCUUUCCAACCCUGUCAUCACAUUUCGGGGUGUCAACCAAGGCCAUCUUUUGGACAAUGAUUUGGCAUCCUUGCAAGGCCAUGUCUAUGUUCACUUUAAAGAUCCUCUAAUGAGUUUGGCGCGAGUUAGACUGCGAAUCGUUGGUGAAGAGUUUGUACGUGCCUUUUCUGAUAGAUCCAAGCCUUCUAAACUUCGAGGUAUCUUUGAGCAUCAUAUUUUUUUAAAUCGCACAGUUGUAUUAUGGGAACCAAUGAAGCAAGAGCUUAUGCUGAUUCGAUCCCGUGAGCUGCGAUUUAAAGUUGAUUUGCAAGGAAAUCGGUGUCCUCCUACAUUUGCUUCUAAUGAAGGAUCGGUUUCUUACCGUGUCGAGGUGCUGCUUGAUAUCCGUGAAGAGCCGAAUGAACUCAACAACUGGAAGAGUGGUGGAAAUAUUGAAAUGGUGGCCUGCUUGUCUGACUUUCGAGUUCAAAGAGUACCUACUUUUUCCGAGUUAAAAAUCUACAGCAAACCUACAACUAUAUCCAAAUUACAAGUCAAUUGCUUUGUAACUGGAUCCCGUAUCAUCUUGGCCCACCAGGCUGGCCCUAAAAACUUUAUUACUGUAACUCCAUGCAGAGUGUCAAUCCAUAUGGCCGGAACCAUCAAGCAUGUCUUGAUUGAUCAUGUCAUUGUAUCACUGGUCGAACGGACAAAGUUUUUGGGUAGAAAGUCUUCCUUGUUGGCAAAGGUGAAGCCAGAGUUCAAGUCAUAUGUGAGAGAUAGAAACGUCUUGGGUGCAAGAGAGAUUCCACGGGAAGCAAUCGGACCUCGCAUCUUGCUAGAUCUGUACGAUAUCUCCGCUGCUCAAGUAUUGAACCAAACCAUGUUUGGCAAACAUCUGGAAGUGUCUCACCAUCUGGCUGUCGAGGUGCAUAUUGUUGAUCGACCUCAGGCUGUAUUGAUGGAGAUUCCCAUUGUUCUUGCAUUCACAUAA
This is a messenger RNA of Batrachochytrium dendrobatidis JAM81, 1458 nucleotides long. RefSeq lists its product as uncharacterized. Bases 1 to 1458 code for a protein of 485 amino acids. The record is from RefSeq and is a predicted model, not a curated record. NCBI's taxonomy places the organism in Eukaryota, Fungi, Chytridiomycota, Chytridiomycetes, Rhizophydiales. The transcript has a single exon.